AAGAGUCCAUGGUUAAAUUAAGUAACAUGUGUCGGUCCACUACUUGAUCAAAAAAAAAAACAAAAACUUUGUCGUUUUUGUAUAUUCUCUCUCUCAAAUCAACAAAGAAGACUCCUGAGAUGUGGUGAAAUCAGAUUAAAAGUUUACACCUUUAUCAUCUCGAACAACAAACCACAGCCUCAAACACACAUCUAGAGAGAGAGAGAGAGAGAGAUCUUGUCUUGUUCUUGUUCUUCAGUCAUGGGUUUGGAGUACGAUCAAGACUCGGGAUCGUCCACCCACUCCUUACCCUCCCUCCGAUCAUCCUCCAACUCCCUCUACAUCCCACGAGAAGACACCCCACUCCUCGGCCCACGAACCCUCUCCUCCCAGCCCAAGACCUUCGCCAACGUCUUCAUCGCCAUCGUCGGCGCCGGAGUCCUCGGCCUCCCUUACACCUUCAAGAAAACCGGAUGGCUCCUCGGCCUCCUCACCCUCUUCUUCGUCUCCUCCCUCACCUUCUUCUGCAUGAUGCUCCUCGUCCGCACCCGCCGCAAACUCGAAUCCCUCUCCGGCGGCUUCUCCUCCAUCACCUCCUUCGGCGACCUCGGCGAGUCCGUCUGCGGCCCCGCCGGCCGCCUCCUCGUCGACGUCUUGCUCGUCCUCUCUCAGGCGGGGUUCUGCGUCAGCUACCUGAUCUUCGUCGCCACCACCAUGGCGAAUCUCCUUAGUCACGGGACUGAGAUUCUCUUGGGGCUUGAUCCGAGUUCUGUUUACAUGUGGGGCUGUUUCCCUUUCCAGCUGGGGCUUAACUCGAUUCCCACGCUGACCCAUUUGGCUCCUUUGAGUAUAUUCGCUGAUGUUGUCGACGUGGCGGCUACUUUGGUUGUUAUGGUUCAGGAUGUGUUCAUCUUUGUUAAAAAGAGACCUCCUUUGAGACUAUUUGGUGGCUUCUCUGUUUUCUUCUAUGGGUUGGGUGUCGCUGUGUACGCCUUUGAAGGGAUUGGAAUGGUACUUCCUUUGGAGCUAGAGGCUAAGUACAAAGACAAGUUUGGGAGAGCUUUAGGGCUAGCAAUGGGGCUAAUCUCGAUCAUGUACGGGGCGUUUGGGCUGCUAGGGUACAUGGCAUACGGAGACGAGACGAAAGACAUCAUAACCACGAACUUGGGGACGGGUUGGGUGAGCACUCUUGUUCAGCUUGGACUAGCGAUCAACCUCUUCUUCACGUUCCCACUCAUGAUGCAUCCGGUGUAUGAGGUGAUAGAGCGGCGUCUCUGCAGCUCUAGCUACUCCAUUUGGGUCCGUUGGUCUACCGUGCUGGUGGUCACACUCGUCGCCCUGCUAGUUCCUAAUUUCGCGGACUUCUUGUCUCUUGUUGGGAGCAGUGUCUGUGUGGUGCUUGGGUUCGUUUUGCCGUCGCUAUUCCACUUGCAGGCUUUUAAAGAGGAGCUGAGCGUUGGGAGGAAGGUGGUGGAUGUUGUUAUUUUCAUCAUUGGUGUUGUUAUAGCUGUGACUGGGACGUGGACGGCUGUUAUUGAGAUCAUGACAUCCAAGGACUGAAGCAUUUUUCUCUUUCAUUGAAGAAGAUUCUUGUUAGCAGUAGAAAACAUGUUAUUUCGUAGAAAACAUGUUAUUUCUGUUGCCAUUACCUUCCACUUUUGUGUUUUUGUUUUGAGUCUUUAUUACUAUUUUUGUAAGAAAGACACUUGAAGAGAUAACCAAAUAAGACAAGUAUUUCUUAA
This is a messenger RNA of Raphanus sativus (radish), 1721 nucleotides long. RefSeq names its product amino acid transporter AVT3A. Gene Ontology annotation, molecular function: amino acid transmembrane transporter activity. Gene Ontology annotation, biological process: amino acid transmembrane transport. Gene Ontology annotation, cellular component: vacuolar membrane. Lineage: Eukaryota; Viridiplantae; Streptophyta; Magnoliopsida; Brassicales; Brassicaceae. The record is from RefSeq and is a predicted model, not a curated record. The coding region runs from base 241 to 1539 and encodes 432 amino acids. The transcript has 2 exons.